UCAUUCUACAUAUGCUCUAUACAAUUGCAUUAAGCAUAUAAACAGUAAACUAUCCAUCUAAAGUGUCUUCUGAGUGCUUUUUUUUUAUUUCUAAAGUUCAUUGAUAUAAAUUUCAAUGGAUUCUGGCUAUGAUAUUUCGAGGGUACUGUUCAAUACCACUUCUUAUAGACUUGAUGCUUUCAAUGGGAUUUCAAGAGGUGGGUUUGCAUCAACAAAUUCUUUGGUUUUGGAUAGUGAGAAAGAAGAAGUAGUGAAGUCCCCUCCAAAUCAAAUGAAUGGAGAGAAAAAGAUUUGUGAUGCUAACAAAAGUUUGGUGGCUUUGAAGAGUCAUAGGGAAGCUGAGAGGAGAAGAAGAAACAGAAUCAAUGGUCAUCUUGCAAAACUUCGAGGACUUGUCUCAUGUUCUACAAAGAUGGACAAAGCAACCUUACUAGCAGAGGUUAUAAGGCAAGUGAAGGAACUGAAAAAGAAUGCAGAUCAAGAAAGCAAAGGUUACCUAAUCCCAAAAGAUAGCAAUGAAGUGAAAGUUGAAAUUGAGCCAUGUGAAAGAGGAGGAGUAGAUGGCUCAAUUCUUUACAAAGCAUCAAUCUGCUGUGAUUAUGGACCAGAGCUUCUAUCUGAUCUAAAGCAAACUCUUGAUACACUUCAACUGGAUUUGGUAAGGGCAGAAUUGUCAACUUUGGGAGACAGGGUUAAGAAUGAAUUUGUUUACACAUGUUGUAAAGUGGAUAUUUAUGAUGUUGGGUUAUGUCAAGUUAUUGCAAGUAAUGUUCAUCAUGCACUUAGUUCUGUUUUGGAGAAGGCUUCUGCUUCAAUGGAUUAUGAAAUAAGACUACCACCGCGUCCUUGCCUUCGGCUGCAAAAUGUGACAUCUACUUUGUCAUGCAACCAUGAAUUUUGUUCAUGUUGAUGCCUAACAUUUUGUUUAGGUUGAUAUUUUUUCGGAUUUGUCGUUUAACUUUUUUUUCAUGAGUUAUAUGACUUAUGAAUGAAGCUUCAAAGUUUUUUGUUUUGAAACAUGUUGUUGUCUUUACAAUUAUGCAGCAAAUUAUUCAAAGGUGAACUAUCCUUUUUUUUUUUCUCAUAAGCUUUCGAUUGGUUUAAUGGAAUACAUAAUAUGUAUUUCUUUAUUAGAUAAAAUUGACCUACAAGAUGCACCAUUGUUCCAUUGCUCUAGGUACUGCCGUCAAAAUGGGUUAGUCUAUAUGGGUCGGUCCGUCAAAUCCGAAAAAUCAUAGGACUUGAGCUUUAAAAUUAGAGUCCAUAUUUUUAGGGCCUUUUUAGUCCAGUUUUAAAAAACCCACUACCCAUUAGGGUUAGCCCAUAUGGACCGUGGAUAGUCUAUUAGGUCCGCAUAAUUAUAAAUUUAUAUAUUAAUAUUUAUAUUAUCUUACUCCAAAACAACAUAUUGAUUUUUCUCGUUUCACUAAAUUUUAUCUCUAUUUUAUUCCAUCUUUCUCUUUUAAAUAUUAUACAUUAAUAUAAUCAACAUUUUUCAUCGUAUUAUAUUAGUUUUCUUUUAUAAUAAAUAUUCAAGUAUGAUUUUAUACAAUUUAGACAUAUAUUGUAUUUAGAAACACAUUAUAGUAUUUAUAAGAGAUAAUAUAGUACUUAAAAAUGUAUCAUGUUUAAAAUAACAUAAUUUUUAAUUUUAUUUAUAAUAUAUAUUAUGGAGUUUUUAUUUUAAUUUUUUAAAAUAAAAAAUCCCAUUUAGAGUUGGGUAGCCCGAAGCUCAUCUAGGGCCGGGCUCGGGUAGUAAAUCCCGAGCCUAUAUUACACAUGGCUUUUUUGGUCCAGCCUUUAAAAGUCCAGGGUCCGCCUGUUUUAGGCCGGGUAGACCAUUUUGACAGCUCUAGCUCUAGGGGUAGAAUACCCGAAUUUGUUUUUCUUUUUUUGAAAAUUUUAUCUAGUACGUACUUUAAUUAUACUUGACACCCUAUAUAUUUUCAUAAUAUUGAAAAUGUCUUUCUAAUUUUUUUUUUA
Messenger RNA from Vicia villosa (hairy vetch), 1983 nucleotides. RefSeq names its product putative transcription factor bHLH107. Lineage: Eukaryota; Viridiplantae; Streptophyta; Magnoliopsida; Fabales; Fabaceae. The record is from RefSeq and is a predicted model, not a curated record. The transcript has 2 exons. Gene Ontology annotation, biological process: regulation of DNA-templated transcription. Gene Ontology annotation, molecular function: protein dimerization activity; DNA-binding transcription factor activity. The coding region runs from base 116 to 910 and encodes 264 amino acids.